AUGGGAUGUGGCGUCACAAAAUCUGACCAGUUCCACAAACAGACCCCCAAAGCUGUCACAUCUAUAAAGGCGGCUGUGCUGAUUCAGCGUUGGUACCGUCAGUAUGUGGCACGUAUGGAGAUGAGACGUAGGUACACUUGGCAUAUCUUCCAGUCCAUCGAGUACUCUGGCGAACAGGCACAGAUAAAGCUGUACAACUUUCUUGGCUACCUCGUGGAUAAUUUCACACCAUCCAGCAAUGAAAGGAACCUGAUCUCUCACAUCUUCCGGGAGAACGAGGUGUGUCGGGAUGCGGAGUGGGAGAGGUACUUCAGCUACAAUAACAUCGAGGUGCCGGAGAUCUACUCAGGACCCCACCUCAUCUUCCCCCUCACCGUUGAGCAAGCUGCCGAACUCGUGGAGGCCUUCAGGAACAAGAAGCAGCUGCACUCACGCUACGUCCUCCAGCUGCUCCUCGAGACGUGGAAACUGCUGCGGUCGUUGCCAAAUAUCAGCCGAAUCUCCACCUGCCACAGCAAGGAAAUAACCAUCUGUGGUGAUUUGCAUGGACAGCUGGAGGACUUGCUCCUGAUAUUUUACAAGAAUGGCAUGCCGUCCCUCGAGAGGCCCUACGUGUUUAACGGAGACUUUGUGGACCGAGGCAAAGACUCCAUAGAGAUCCUCCUCAUUCUGUUUGCCUUCUUGUUGCUGUACCCAAGUGAAGUCCACCUCAACCGGGGGAACCACGAGGACCACAUAGUCAACCUGAGAUACGGUUUCACCAAGGAAGUGUUGACUAAAUACAAGAUGCACGGCAAACGCAUCUUAAAGUUGUUGCAGAAGAUCUUCAGCUGGUUGCCUUUGGCUACAGUGAUCGAUCAGAAGGUGCUGGUCCUGCACGGUGGCAUUUCAGAUACCACUGAUCUCAGUGUCCUUGCCAGGGUGGACAGACACAAGUAUGUUUCAGCUCUGAGGCCUCCAAAGAAGAGACAGCAGAGUGUGGUAAGUACAUUGGUGGACCCUGAAUUGGAUGAUGACGUCUGGCUCACCAACAAGAUGAACCUGCGCCGGGUGUCCCUCACCUUCCCCAAACCCCUGGGCACCCGCGACAGCUUCCAGAACCGCUCGCUCCAGGACUUCUCCAACCGUGUCAAACUCACCUUGGAGGAGGAGCAGGUGGUCCGCCGGCGGCAGAAAAACCUUCUCAACUCAGGUUUCAGCCAGUCGCAAAAGCAGUUCAACCCGUCAGUCUCCUCUGACUCCUCCCAGGACUCCACCGACACCACGGACAACACCAAAGAGGAGUGGAAACAGAUCCUGGACCUGUUGUGGAGUGACCCCAUGUCCCAGGAUGGCUGCAUGCCCAAUGAGGUGAGGGGCGGGGGCUGCUACUGGGGCCCCGACGUCACCGAAGACUUCCUCAGCCGACACAAUCUGCAGCUCGUCAUCCGGUCCCACGAGUGUAAACAGGAGGGCUACGAGUUCUGCCACAACCGCAGGGUUCUUACUCUGUUUUCAGCCUCCAACUACUAUGAUGUGGGCAGUAACCGGGGGGCGUAUGUGCGGCUGGGGCCAGACCUGGUGCCUUAUAUGAUCCAGUACCAGGCCAACAGUAUGACCAGGGAGCUCAGCAUGAGGCAAAGCGUGGGACGAACGGAACAUUCCGCUCUCAAAGUUCUGCGGGAGCAGUUGUUUGCACAUAAGUCGGACCUCAUGUGCAUCUUCCAGGAGCUGGAUAAAGAAAACACAGGUCUGGUGUCCCUGAAUGACUGGGCCAUGGCGGUAGAGAGUGUGAUGCGCCUGGGUCUGCCCUGGAGGAUGCUUCGCUCCCAGUUGGUCACCAGCAAGACCAGCGAUGCCAUGUUGGACUACCAGGGAUGGUUCAAAGAACUGGCCUUCAAAGAGCCCAACAUGGAACACAUUGAACAGAGUUUACUUGAGACCCUCUACCGCCACCGCUCCACCCUGGAGACCAUCUUCAGGAUAGUCGACAUGGACAACUCAGGCUUCAUCACUAUGGAGGACUUCAGGCAGACGUGGAAGCUGCUGAGCGUCUACCUGAGGAUGGAGUUCACAGAUGAGGCCAUCUCGGACCUCGCCGUGACCAUUGACAGCAACCAAGACGGCAGCAUCGACAUCAACGAGUUCAUGGAGGCCUUCCGCCUAACGGACAAGAAGAGCAGGCUGGAGCGCGGGCGCAGCAUGUUCAUGGGCACCGCCCCGGACCUCACCAAGCUGGAGGGGGACCCAAACAUAUGA
This is a messenger RNA of Lampris incognitus (smalleye Pacific opah), 2238 nucleotides long. RefSeq names its product protein phosphatase with EF-hand domain 2a (gene ppef2a). NCBI's taxonomy places the organism in Eukaryota, Metazoa, Chordata, Actinopteri, Lampriformes, Lampridae. Gene Ontology annotation, cellular component: cytosol; nucleus. Gene Ontology annotation, biological process: negative regulation of MAPK cascade; detection of stimulus involved in sensory perception. Bases 1 to 2238 code for a protein of 745 amino acids. Gene Ontology annotation, molecular function: Hsp90 protein binding; calcium ion binding; protein serine/threonine phosphatase activity. The record is from RefSeq and is a predicted model, not a curated record. The transcript is spliced from 17 exons.